Coregonus sp. 'balchen' is the source of this 7724-nucleotide messenger RNA. The record is from the annotation of a GenBank genome assembly. Lineage: Eukaryota; Metazoa; Chordata; Actinopteri; Salmoniformes; Salmonidae.
AUGCAGGUGGCAGCGGGCACUGCAAAGUGGGACACUUUGUAUCUGGUGUGUGUGUUUGUGUGCAGCUUUGCUCAAUCUCCCCAUUCACACCAGGAUGAUAGGUGCUAAGGGUCCAGGGUGUGAAACUGCAGGGGUCAAGCGGUGGGAGCCAAACAUCAGCCACUGACACGUCCUAUCGGAGUUUGAUCCACCGUGUCAGGGAUAGAGUAAAGCCGUACUUCUUACACAACCUCUUAUAGAAGACUACUGGUCUUGAAAAGUUAUAGUAUUGGAUUGUUUCUUACAGAAUGGUGUUUUUCAGUGGAUUGAGGACAUUAAUUAAGUUUUUUUUUGGCUUAUUGCGUGGAAAAUAUAAUGUUUAAUAUAUUAUUUCAAAGAUCAAACACAAUUAAACCUGCUCUCGGUUCGACUUCAGUACAAAACAAAUGAAGUGCUUAUUGAUUUGUACUUUGCGAAUCUUUUGAUUUUCUCUCCGCUAAUUUCAAAGUCUUUGGUAAACCUCAGCACAUGUACUGUAAUUAUCCUGUGAUUGAUUAUAUUGGUCUAAGGUCUAAGAUAUCGUGAGUCUAGAAACUCUGCUAUGAGUCAUCAAGGCUUACGCCUUAUGAAAGGUGUAAUCUUCAAUAUAUCUUCAAUAUCUACCGAACUCACACAAAGUCACUGUCCUUGGCGCCUGGCCUCUCAAUUAGAGAAAAGGGUCUAUAUUAACUAAAGAAUCACAAACCUAUUGUUUGAAACAUAUCCUCAUAUGGGCGGCAGGUAGCCUAAAUGGGUGGCAGGUAGCCUAGCGGUUAAGGGCGUUGGGCCAGUAUUUGAAAGAUCACUGGUUCGAAUCCCUGAGCCGACUAGGUGAAAAAAGUAUGUUGAUGUACCCUUGAGCAAGGCACUUAACCCUAAUUGCUCCAGGGUCGUUGCCAAUAAUGGCUGAUCCCUGGCUGUGACCCAACUCUCUGAGGGUGUCUCAGGGGGAGUGGGAUAGGUAAAAAAAAAAGAAUCCUAAUAGGACAAAUGUUAUCACCAUUAUUAUUAUAUCCAUAAAAGGUAUAAUAAAGUAGAAUUCCACCAACGGACCUUCCCAUUGCUUCUGAAAUAUAAAUCUAUUUGAUUUGCAUUGUCAGGUAGCAUGGUUCUGCAGAGUGUCUUUUGAUAUUUAGAAUAAAAGUCGCCUGGUUUUCAACCUUCCCAAGUUCUCCCAUGUCACCCCGCUCCUCCACACACUCCGCUGGCUUCCAGUCGAAGCUCGCAUCCACUACAAGACCAUGGUGCUUGCCUACGGAGCAGCAAGAGGAACUGUCCCUCCCUACCUUCAGGCUAUGCUCAAACCCUACACCCCAACCCGAGAACUCCGUUCUGCCACCUCUGGUCUCUUGGCUCUCCAACCUCUACGGGAGGGCUGCUCCCGCUCAGCCCAGUACAAGCUCUUCUCCCCCUUCUAGCACAGACUUUGCUGAUAACUACUAUAUUGAGGAAAAGUGUACUUUCUAUGCCUGUAAUAUAUGGUUGUCCCACCUAGCUAUCUUAAGAUGAAUGCACUAACUGUAAGUCGCUCUGGAUAAUAGCAUCUGCUAAAUGACUAAAAUGUUAAAUGUAAAAAAAGUGAGUCCUCUGCCCUCCCUCAGUGGGCUGGUCACACUGUGAAGUCUGGAAUAGAUGACAUGCUCAGUGGAGAAAAACCCAUAGGUAGGAAAGCUUCUGUAGGAUUUGUUUUUUCAAGGCUUCUCACCACCUGCAGAAGUUUACUUUAUCUUGUGUGAGCGUGUCAACAUGGUCUCUUUCCUUUGUGAGUUUUGUAAGUAUUAGAUUGAUAAAGUAAGUGACUAGAAGUGCAUCAAUCUUCCAUUGACAGAAAUAGUGAAGGCCAUUGCCUGCCUUUCUCUAGAAAGCUGAAGUGUAAUUAACUUUAGAAAGCAACAAGGCUCCAUCUUCCUCCCCUGUAAUAUUAUCAGCAGUAUAAUUGAUGACCUAGAUAUUCCAAAAAGAUGUCCCUCUCAAAUUACUGAAGCGAAAGUAUGAAAAUGCCUUGUUUUGAGAUUAAUGAACCUGCACGGGGACCGUCUUCCACUUUAAAUUAAAUUCUUAAAGAUCCAUUAUUCAAAUGGUGUUGUGUCCAAGUCAGAGGGAGAUAAUGGUGUGUCCUCUUGAUUGCAACAUAGCUGCAUCAAACAUGCCGUGCCCCAAACAUGGAGCAUACUCUUUAAUGGGGAAUAUGUAGAUGGGUAAAUAAUAAUCCUCUGACUUCAUCACUCUUCCCUGUCUACUCCUUCCUGUAUGAUACUGCAUUAGGCCAUUUUAUUAAAGCAUGAAAUACAGUGUAUUAUACUGUGUAAUUAAAAUAUCCAUAACACACACCAUCCUAGUUAGUUGUAUAGCUAAAUGCUCUGCUUGCGUCUAUGUGCUAGUGUAGUGAGGCAUGUGUUAAACUCAGUCCAUUACAUAUGUAGUUUAAUUGGCAGUAUAUGGUUGGUUCAGGGGUUCUAUAACUACGCUAACCUUAACCUCGUCCUCAUGUGAAUACUGCAUAUGCCUUGCUACAUUACUUCUGAGUGUAUGUAUUUUGUCUCGCAACAUUUUUAGAACAUUUGGCUCCACAUCAACAAGGUCAGGAUGUGUUGUGGUGUAGUCAUGGUACCCUAACAAGCAUGCAAGUCAAACAAGGCACAAUUGGUUGGAUUCCUCCAGCCAAUGCCAAGGCCAGAAUUCCAAGGCUGUGUUUCUAGAGGCGUCUGAGCAGAGAGAGAGAAUGUCUAGCCAGUGCUCGAGUGCUGCAGAGUCGGAUUCUAAUCACUCUAAUCAUGAUUCAAAAGCAUGGAUGAAAAUUAGCCAAUAAAGUGGCUUUUGAGGAAAAUAAUUUGGUAAUGCCAGGGGCUAGCCCAAAUGAGCUGUUGAGUAACUUUCUCUGCAAAGGGAUUUAGAAGUUUUGGAGAGUAUGUAGACCCUGAUAAUUAUGCUGCUGUGUAACAUGACUGACUGUUGGUUGAGGCAUAGUGCUUGCAACACCAGGGUUAAUGGUUUGAUGUUUGCAUGGGCGACCUACUGAACAUAAAUGUGUUAAAUAAAUGUAAGUUGCAAUGGAUAAAAGUGUUAUGCUAAAUUACAAUAUAACAUACCUCUUCUGUGCAGGCACAGUUCUGGUGGAGAAUAUGCAGAUCAACGGGAGAGCAGAGGACCCAGACAGGACCAUCUCGCUGAUCCUGCUUGACAACUAUGCCUACUGGGUCAUCCUGGAUCCCCUCAGACAGAGACUGUUCCUCAACAGCACCGGACGUGUCCUGGACAGAGAUGUGAGUAUGGACUUGACGCCAGGUUGGGUUGGGUUGGGUUACUGUAGUUAGUAGAGGCAAAGGGUUUUACAUAAAAAAAAUUGAAACACAAAUACAGACACACUUGCCUACACACACACACGGAUCCACUGAUACUUAAAUUGUAUGCAAUCACAUUGUAAGCUUUCCAAAUCGCAUUGAUAUUCCAAGUAUUUUUUAAUCAUAAUUAUUAUAAUAUUUUUUUUGGGGGGGGGGGGGCUGCUGCUGCAUGCUGGAAAUGGUCGUCAAGAAAUCAUAAAUGUUUGACUGUUUUUCACAACGAGAACAGUUUGGCCACUGUAAAUACUGGUUUCAAAACAGGUCCAAGAAAGCUUGAAGCACUAGACAGAUCCCACUGUUUUGAGGCUCCUGGAUUGACUGCACUGCAAUUUCCUCAUUGUAAGGAAAAAUCUGUUCUGUUGGAUUGAUUUGAAACCACUGGCUUGGAGCCCAUUCACCACUUCUCUGUUCAGAGUCUGUUAUGGUGUCUACAGAUUGUAACUGUAAAAUCCCGGGACACUGUGAGGUAGAAAAGCGUUCUUUCUGUGGUUGUGUCGGAAACAUUUGGAACUAAUCAUCUACUGAGUGCUUUCGAGCAGUGUGACAAUGUAUUUUUUAUGAUGAUUACAUAAUCAUCAGUUUAUUGAUUGGUUUAUUGAAUUGGUUGAUUGAUUUCUUGUAUCUCUUUCUCGCUCUUUCUCUUGCGCUCUCUCUCUCUAUCUCUCUGUCUCUCUCUCUCGCUCUCUUUCUCACCCUCAGCCCCCCUCCUCUAUCACUACAAUCGUGGUGAAGGUCCAGUGCACCAGUGAGCUGGUUGGGACAGUGAUUCUCCACGAGGUCCGCAUUGUAGUCAGGGACAAAAACGACAACACACCUCGCUUUCAGCAGCCGCGCUACUAUGUGGCCAUCAACGAGGUGAGAGAGAGAAAGAGUUACUACAACAGUUGUUGCUUUUUGCUUUAGUGAGCAUUUCUUUCUCCCCUGGGUAAGUAAUUCAGCCUGGCAUGACCCUUCCCACAGAGGUCAGCAAAACCCAGAGGCCUUACAGAAAGUGACUCCUAUACUGACUACUGUUGAAGCAAUUAUGUAGUACAUUCAUGCUUCAUUCUUUCAAAUACAAAGAAAGGUCAAGGUUUGGUCGUCAUUGAAAUGAAGGACCUACAUAGUUAGAGUCAAAGCUUUGUUGAUGUAGGAACAGUGGAAUAGAGUGUAGACUAUGCUACUCUGCAGCAACAGGAGUAUUCUGCACUGUGUUCCUUCAUCUUUUUUAUCUCUGUUUUUUACUCUGUUAUGCCUUCUGCACGGAGACAGAGUAAAACAUGACAACAGCUAUUCUACGCAUGUUAGGCACCAUCUUCCCAGGAUAACAAAACAAUAGCAGAUCCUCAGAUCUCCAGGAUAUCUGUUCUUCCUCUAGUGCAUGAAAUUGCUCUGACGCAUGGAUGGUAGCACGCUAGUUAUGCAUUCCCAGUGAAUCAUGGGGUUCCUGUCUGUGUGCUCUGCGUGAUAUAGAUGUCACCAUACUCCCUGUCUGCCCCAGAGAGCUCAACAAUGAUGCUUUUGACUAACAUCAUCAGCUCAGUGUGUGUGAGUGUGUGUGUGUGUGUGUGUGUGUGUGUAAUAUCCAAUGUAAAUAGGUAUGCUAGUGUGUGCAUGUUUUAUUUAAAACAAAGUGAUAGCUGCGUGAGUCAGUACUCUCCCUACCAAUCCAAACAGAGAGCACAGUGGAAUAUCAACGGGUGGGUCUAAUGCUAAUUAGUUAAAACUGCAGUUCCAGCCGGUGUCUUUUCCACAAGUUACCACCGGCUAAAUCUAUGACGUUAAAAUGCCUAUUUACUCUGUUCCAUCUGACUGCACAAUCCACUGUCUCGUCAGCCAAGCCAGGCAAUUUAUAAACUUGAUCUCCACUAUUAAAUGCAUCUAGACAUUAUCUCACAUUUCUUUCAGACUAACAUUUAGUUUUCAACAGCGGAGAUUUGUAUAAACAUUGCUGUCUGUCUCUCCGACAUUUGCAACAUUGUUUCAAUAUUCAAAUUCCAUCUCCCCCAACUAAUGAACGUGUCGGGAGUCAGAAUGAGACAGACAGGCAGGCAGCUUUUCUCAGCCAGUUGAAAUCAAGAAUCAGCAUCAUUUUUAUGGAUAUUUACAAAGAAAUGUCAAUAGAAAACAGGUAAAACAAAACCAAGUGCAGCUAGUUUGCAGUCUUUCCAGCUUCAGUUUGAAGUGAUUAUGUUAGUUGUGUUGUUGGCGAGCUCCUCUGAACAACAGUGUUCUGACAAGAGAUCACAUUUUCUAUGCCAGGUGAAAUUGCGCAUCAUUAGCUCAUUGUUAUGGAUGUAUCCAAAUAAAUGUCACUAGAAACAGCUUAAACAAAUGCAAAUGCAGCUACUUUGUUGUUAUUCUGGCUGCACUGUUUGACGUGACUGUAAGUUACCCGUAGUUGGCUAGCUAGCAAGCAAGGGAUAAGAACGUUGCCAGCCAAUAUGGCAAUAGAACAUUUACAACGAAAGACUGGGUUCCGUCUCUGGCAACCAAACCGAUAGAACGAACAACCAGCCGGCUUGGGUAGCAACCCUAGAUUUGUGUCGGGACUAUAUCUUGUGGAAGGAUUAAAUAGUAUGAAUAAAUUCUUUAAAAUAACGUUUUUAAUGAAAAUAUGUUAAUCAUUAUUUGAAUAUGUUGGUAACCCGUUGUAUAAAAGUGACAAUUCCCCCGAAGCCGGUGUUUGGAGGAUAUAUUGGCACGGUUAACAACACCCGUGCUAAUAUAUCCUCCAAACACCGGCUUCUCAGGCAUUGUCACUUAAAUGUUUUGUGUUAGGCAUCACUGUGUUUAGUAUAAUAUGUCUAAUCAAAAACAGCCAGUGAUAUCUACACCUAUAGCAAAUUGACUUUUGUCUGCAUUUUGCAUAUAUAUUUUUUUUUUUACCACAAACUGUUAUCUACCUAUGUUAGAAAGAAACUUACAUUUUUACCAAAAGGUCUGCAGAACUGAACAAACAAGCUAAUUAUGUGGAUACAGUACAUGCAUACACCUUUGAAGAUUGAUUUUAAUCUCCUACAUUUGCUGAUAUAGCUCGCUGAAAUUACCAUAGUUCUCAUCCAUCAUAUCUCACAGCUGUCAGAGGAAAAUAGAAGUUAUAGUUCAAUACAUUUCAUUUAAUAUUGAGUGUCGCUGACAAAUACACUAGCUCUUCCUCUGUUUCUCUUUUCCAAAAUGUCAUCACUGUACAACUACAAUACAUUAAUGACACUAGACAUGUCUUAUUACAGAUGUUGGAUCUUAAUUUCAGCCAGUUUGCAACAGCAUGAUAAGAAUCCUGCAGCAACAGGAAAUAUAAACUAUUAUGUGGAUUAUAAUUAAUGGACAUUUUUGUAGGGGUUGAUACAUUUUUCAAUAGGGCAAAUCAAGUCUGAAAUUUCAAAGUGGAAAUUACUAACUUUAGAAGGCUUUUUAAACCUCAAAUACACUUACAAUUUGCAGGAAAAAUUCUCAGCAAAAAAAGUGAACAAAUGAAGAUCCUACAUCUGUAAGACGCCUGUAUUGAGAGCCUCCGAGUCAGACAACCAUGACUUUUGUCUCAUUUGUUGACACUUCCUAUGUUCUUCACACUAAGUACCUGUCAGUGUGUGUUAUCCCAGGAAACAUUACUCCCUGAACAGUGUUCUGAAUCAGACUCCACUGCUGUCAAACCUCUCCUGAACUGAGCUCAACUCCCCUCGGGCCCCCAGGUGCUUUAGAACACAGCUCUCUGGAGGCCCCUCUCUCUGCAGCAUCUCUCUGAGAGGUUGCUAUGGCUGUCAGUGGGGUGCAGAGGCCCUCAGAGAGAAAUAUUCAUCCAUGGCUGCUGACGACAAUGUUUUCAGUUCAAAUCAGUGCAUUCAUUCACUCUUCCUAACAACAAAGGUCUCCACUUCUCGCACUUCUGGCAGUAUUUGGCCAUCUUCUAUAGAAGACACUGUGUUCCUGCGAUCUUGGGAGGGGUCAGUAAUAUCAGUGAGAUGUAGCAUAUAAAGUUGUUACAAUGUCCAGACAGAGGGACAUGCCUGUUGACAGUAUUCUUUCUCAAUCUCUGCCUCCAGCUCACUCCUGCCGGGACCACCAUAUUCACAGGCUUUAGUGGAGACAACGGGGCCACAGACAUCGAUGACGGGCCCAACGGACAGAUAGAAUAUGGCAUCCAGUACAACCCCAACGACCCAGUACGUGGAUGUAAUGCUUACUGACUGCAGAUUGUGACUUAAUGAAGCUAUACGACAAUGGGACAGUGGAACAGUGUCUGUUGUCAAUUAAACCUAUGACUGAACACUGUCUGUAUCUCACUCUCACUCCCCCCCACCCUCUCUCUCUCUCCCUCUGUCUCUCUCUCUCUCUCUCUCUCACACACUCUCUCUCCCUUUCUGUCUUUCUUUCUCAGGUGUCUAA